AUGGUAAGAACACGAAAUCAAAGGAUGGGAAAGUUACCACGAAAAGGAACGACUAAGGGUACCUCAAACUACACCGGCACCGGAGAGUCCUCAAACCCGGUAUGUGUCGAAGAAGAAAGCCCCAAUGUUGCAACGAAUCCUGUUCCGAUAGCCAGAGUACCGUUCGGUGAACCCCAAGAACAGAGCAACCCACCAGGUAACCCAAAUCUCUCUCUAACAGAUCGUGAAGAAAUCCCCAUGCCCAUGCCCAUUGCGGCUGAUUUCGGGGAUAAUAGGAUUGUUGAUCCAAAUGAUUUAGUGGUACAACUCCGGUUUGCCAUAAAUCAAGGCUGGGAACCUGAUCUGGGCUCCUAUGAUAGCUCCGUAGACGAAGAAAAUCCAAGGGGGACUGAUAAUGAGGGACAAGAAGACCCUCAAAAUCAUGAGGUGAAUCGUCCCCCCAGUCCUACAAAUGAUGAACAAACCCCAAUCGAAGAAACCCCAAUUUCAAUUCCUCGGGUCAACAGAAACCCUAGAAAGAGGAAGAUGACUGACCCGUAUGAAGGGGCUGAUCCCAGGGCCAAAAGGCCAAAUGAUUUUCCAAUAGGGGCAGGACCCCCUCAACGAAAACCAAAUAUCCCACCUAAACCCUCAAAAACCAAGAAAUCAAAAAGGACACAAACAGAGGAUGAACAAGACUGGACACCUAAUGCAGAGAAUGAUACUCAUAGUGAUGAAAGAGUAAGAACCCGAGCCCAAAAGAAGUCCCAGCUAACUACCAAGGAGAAAGAAAAGCAAAAGAAGGAACCAACCACCAAAAGGUAUAAACUGUCCAGCAAGGAAAAGGGAAAACAGAAAGUAGGUAUUAGUGCUGACAUGGCAUACCUACCAAAACCCCACAGUACAACAUUUCUGAGAAAAGAAGCAGUAAGCCUAUGGAAAAGAAUAGUAGAAAGGAAAAUCAUCAGCCAAAAACUGCUUCCCAUAGAUAAGAUAGACAAUCCAGAACAGAUCCAAGAAAUACUAAUCACAAACCAACUCCUGGGAACAGUGACCAAUAUUGAACCUUAUGAUGAACAAGUUAUACAGGAGUUCUACUGCAAUAUGACAAAAACCAUCACCACACCUAGCAGUCCUCUGUAUGGAAAGGUAUAUGUAAGAGGCAAUUUCUAUGACUUCACACCAGACAUCAUCAACAGAUACCUUGGAACAUCUGAGAUUGAACAAGAGAUUGAACUAAACAGUGAACAAGUAGCCAAGGAACUCACAGCAGGAAAUGUUAGCUUUGAAAAGAACAAAAUCAAAGCAGCUUCUCUGACCAGCAAGUAUGCAAUCCUACAGAAGAUAGCCCUUGCAAACUGGAUGCCCUCUCUCCAUGAAUCCACAGUGAAAUGGACCUUAGCAGAACUAUUAUACAAAAUAGGAAAAGGAGUAAAAAUCAACAUGGGUUCCAUCAUUCAUACACAAGUCACAAAUUUAGCAGAAGACACCAAAUCCAACACUUCCCUAGUCUUUCCAAACCUCAUUUCUUCAAUCCUGGCAAAACAAGGCCUCAAGACUCAAGGACCCAUGACCACUGUCAAGAACUUCAACACAACUGUUAAACUAAGAAAGGGAAACCACCAAAAUGAUCUUAAAUCCACAGCCCCAAAGAAUAACCCACUUGACUCAAAGACACUGAUCACUUACUUUGAAGGCAGACUGACAGAAUUAGAAGCCUCAGAAAAACAUCUUCUAAGAAAACACAUGAACAUCAAGGAAGAAAAAGCUGAAAUAAUAGAAUGGCUGGCAGUACUAAAGGAAGAAAUUGAAGAAAACCAAGAGCAAGGAACAGGAGAAGAUAUCCAAGAUCACUCUCAAGAACCAGAAAAUGAAGAUAAUCAAGAUCAAGGAUCAGAAGAAGACAACCAAGAAAGAGAUGCUGAAACACCUGUUUCAACACCAGAACCAGACAACUAG
Ipomoea nil (Japanese morning glory) is the source of this 1938-nucleotide messenger RNA. RefSeq lists its product as uncharacterized. The transcript has a single exon. The record is from RefSeq and is a predicted model, not a curated record. The coding region runs from base 1 to 1938 and encodes 645 amino acids. Lineage: Eukaryota; Viridiplantae; Streptophyta; Magnoliopsida; Solanales; Convolvulaceae.